AUGGAGCAGACAACUGAACCCAUUCCCCAGAAGGACUCCUUGGAAGCCGCGGUGGAGCGAAGGCUCUUGCCUGCUAACGACGACGGCAGCUCUUUCACCAUCUUCCGGGUCCCUGCCCACAUCCGCGAGGAGAACAGGAGGCUGUAUGAGCCGCGGCUGGUGUCCAUCGGCCCUUAUUACCGCGGCCGGGACGAGCUCCGCGCCAUGGAGCAGCACAAGUGGCGCCUCCUCCGCCAUUUCCUCGAGCGAGCGGGGGCCGUCCCGCUCUCCGACUUCGUGCGGGCGGUUCGAGGCGUCGAGCAGCGCGCUCGCUGCUGCUACAGCGAGAGGACGGCCAUCUUCGACGGCGACGGCUUCGCGGAGAUGCUGCUCCUCGACGGCUGCUUCAUCCUCGAGUUCCUCUUCAAGUGGAACAGGGGCGAGCCGGACCCGCUCUGCGACGUCGGCUGGGGCCUCACGCUGCUGCACUCCGACAUCCUCCUCCUGGAGAACCAGAUCCCGUUCUUCGUGCUCGAGCAUCUCUUUGAUACCUUCUUCCGUGGCGCCGUAUCUCAGGAUAAGCUAAUCAAGAUCCUGCUCAUGCAACUCAAGCUUAAUGGCACCGUCGUGCCCAGACAACUACCACGUCCAGAGGUGAUGGCCGGACACUUCGACCAUUUACUCCACCUUUUGCACGAGAAUUUCGUGCCCAAGCCCGUCGACCUGGAAAUGGAGUUACCUGCCGGAACCAAUGGUUUGACAUCUCUGUCGCCGCCACGGCUGCUGAUACCCUGUGUGUCGCUGCUGCGGGAGGCCGGCGUCACGUUCAAGAAGAAGAUGUCGCCCCGGGAUAUGUUCGACAUAACGUUUGACAAGAACAGGGGCAUCAUGGAGUUGCCGCGCAUCGAAAUCCAUCUGGCGAACCUGCCGCAGCUGAUCAAUCUAAUCGCCCUCGAGCAGAGCAGGGGACACCGCUUUGGUACUCCGGCGCCGUUGACGAACUACACGGCGCUCAUGUCGUCGUUGGUCAGAUCUGGGCAAGACGUCUCCGUACUACAGAGAAGCGACAUCAUUGACAACCUGCUUUCCAACGAUGACGAAGCGGCCAUCAACUUCUUCAGCCGUCUGGGUGAUCCCUGCACCAUGCACUACAGCGACAACCUGUUCGCUCAACUGUUCGACGAUGUGAAAUGCUACCACGAUUCUAGAUGGCACAAGCACAGGGCGAUGUUUAAACGUGCCCACUGCAAUACUCCAUGGUCCAUCAUCGCCCUCGUGCUUGCAAUCAUAACUUUCUUCUUCACGUUCUUCAAUAACUUGCCAAACAACGGUCCCACCUACUACUACUACUGCCUAAGCCAACAAUUACUCCCGCACCUCGUCGGCGUGCACGGGGCUGCCGUCCGCGCCGACCACCGCGACUGCUAUCCACGCCGACCGUGGCUGCCAUCCCUUGCCAUCGUCGCGACUGCCAGAGCCAUCUGCGCCGACCCGCUGUACGUGCACGCGCUCGACUACUUCACCGGGAACAACAGGGUGCGCGACGCCAUCACUGCCAAGCUCGUCGGCUACCUCGCCCGCGCCGAGGAGAUCCGACAGGCGCUCGUCGGUGACGACGUCGCUCGCGUGGCUGCCGUGGCGGCUCCUACAGCGGAGCUCAAGAAGGAUAGCAAGGGGAACGACGGCGGAGGCGGAGGCGACUCGGAGCGGGCCAACCUCCGGGCCGGGCUCCACUCGGCCAUCGUUUCGGGGAAGCCGGACGUGAGGUGGAGCGACGUCUUCGGGCUGGACGGCGCCAAGCAAGUGCCGUAG
Oryza brachyantha (malo sina) is the source of this 1791-nucleotide messenger RNA. Its product is annotated as UPF0481 protein At3g47200-like. Bases 1 to 1791 code for a protein of 596 amino acids. The transcript is spliced from 2 exons. The record is from RefSeq and is a predicted model, not a curated record. Lineage: Eukaryota; Viridiplantae; Streptophyta; Magnoliopsida; Poales; Poaceae.